AUGUCACAAUACCCCCCGGCGGAUGACUACAGCGAUGCCAAUCGAGCCUUUUUGCAGGCAAUGCUGUCUUGCAGCUUUCUGACCCUUGAGUCCGCCCGGCCACUUCUCGCUGCCCUUCAGUCGUACAACGAAGGCAAAGAGGUCCUGCCAGAAGAUAUCUCGGCCGAAGAUCUCAAUCGAUAUGUGUCCCAGGCAAACGACAAAGUCUCUCCUCUCGACCUCGAGAUUCGGACCACAUUUCAUCAGAGAACCAGAGAAAAGGUCUAUGCUUUGGUCAACACAACCAGCGAUGCCAUGACUCAGUUAGCCACUUCCUACACCCCCGAUGAAAUUGCCUUUGUCAAAAGAAUGCUAGACGAGAUGUUUGACGGGAGACAUAAUACCACUCGAACCGAGGCUAUGUGCCUCAGCGGAAUCGACGCCAUCAAACUUGGAAGAGCACCCAACAAUCGACGGGAAACUCAGAAUGCGGAUGCAGACAAUGCAAACACCCAGUCUUCCCUUGGCUCGUUGAGUCCCAAGGAGGCAGAGACUCUUCUCGACAAAUUGGUGCAGGAAGAUUGGCUAGAGAAGAGUCGAGCUGGCUUCUACUCCUUGAGUCCCCGUGCACUCUUAGAGCUGAAAGGAUGGUUGAUCGACACAUACAAUGAGGAUGAGGAUGGCGAGAAAAGAGACAAGAUCAAAACCUGCUACGCUUGCAAAGACAUUGUCACCGUGUGUCCGCUCGCCAUAGGGCCAACGCUGCGAAAACCGUGA
Molecule: messenger RNA, 756 nt
Organism: Exophiala mesophila
Lineage: Eukaryota; Fungi; Ascomycota; Eurotiomycetes; Chaetothyriales; Herpotrichiellaceae
Exons: 2
Coding region: 1-756 (251 amino acids)
Biological process (GO): double-strand break repair via homologous recombination; DNA damage tolerance
Cellular component (GO): nucleus; Smc5-Smc6 complex
Molecular function (GO): ubiquitin-protein transferase activity
Source: RefSeq, a predicted model, not a curated record